Molecule: messenger RNA, 1446 nt
Organism: Mya arenaria
Lineage: Eukaryota; Metazoa; Mollusca; Bivalvia; Myida; Myidae
Exons: 1
Coding region: 1-1446 (481 amino acids)
Biological process (GO): DNA integration
Molecular function (GO): nucleic acid binding
Source: RefSeq, a predicted model, not a curated record
AUGAAUCCAGCUGACUUAGCUUCCAGGGGUGUACACCCCGAGGAAGGAGGGAAACUUUUUAUAUGGUUGAACGGACCAAAAUUUCUGAACAUGGGGAAAGAUGAUUGGCCACAUGAACCUGAUGGAAUCACGACGGAGUACGAAGAUGUUGAAAUGAAACCAGCUGUAGUGACUAGUAUGGUCCAGUCUCAAUGCCAGAACGUGGUAUCUGAUAUCCUUAACAGAUAUUCAGAUUGGUAUAAACUGCAACGAGCUGUUGCUUGGCUGCUUAGGUUGAAGACAUUUAUGAUACACAGAUACUUGAAACAUGAAACAAAGGAGAUAUUUACAGGUGGUUGUUUGUCACUGAAAGAAAUUAAAACUGCUAGGAAGUUGAUACUAAUGAAGGUGCAGGAAAGUGCCUAUGGUGACGAAUUUAGUAAACUGACUUCAAAUAAGAAGAUAGCAACAUCAAGCUCGCUAGUAAAACUGUGUCCAGUGCUUAAUGAGGGUCUGUUACGAGUUGGCGGGCGAUUUCAGUACACUGAAUUUUCCGAGGAUAGCAAACAUCCGAUCAUUUUACCAAGCAAACACCACGUGACAGAACUUAUAGUACGGAAAUAUCACGAGGUUAAUCAUCACAUGGGAGCUCAUCAUGUAUUAUCGUUGACUCGACAGUCGUAUUGGAUAGUUCACGGAAUAAGGACAGUGAAACAUGUAGUCAGUGCAUGCAUGGAUUGUAAACGGCGCUUCAGGAAAACACAACGACAGCAGAUGGCACCGUUGCCAGUUGAGAGGCUUACUCCGGACAAACCUCCAUUUACGUAUGUUGGUGUGGACUAUUUCGGGCCUAUGUAUGUCAAGGUCGGUCGUAGCCAACAGAAACGAUACGGGUGCCUGUUUACCUGCUUGACGACACGAGCAGUACAUAUUGAAAUCGUACAUAGUUUAGGAACAGACUCGUUUGUAUGUGCAUUGCAACGUUUCAUGAGUAGACGGGGAAAACCAGAAAAGAUUUUCAGCGAUAAUGGUACUAAGCUUACUUCCGGAGAAAGGGAAUUAAGAGCAGAAAUUGCCGAAUGGAACCUGAGUCGUAUCAUGAAUGAAUUGGUGCAGAAAGACAUAGAAUGGCAGUUCAUUCCUCCAUAUGCGAGUCAUAUGGGUGGAGUGUGGGAAAGACUGGUUCAGUCAGUAAAGAGAGCCUUAAAAUCGGUAGUCAAAGAGCAGCUUUUGAAUGACGAAGCACUAAAUACUCUCAUGACGGUGACAGAAAAGAUUGUAAAUGACAGACCGAUUACAAAGGUAAGUGAUGAUAGCAGAGAUCCAGAAGCACUAUCGCCGAGCCAACUGUUGCUUUUGCGCCAAAAUAGGUGUAUACCACGUGGUGUCUUUAGCAAGAAUGACAAUUAUUGUAAGCGUUGGUGGCGUCAAACUCAGUAUAUGGCAGACGUAUUAUGGCGACGUUAG